Tinamus guttatus (white-throated tinamou) is the source of this 918-nucleotide messenger RNA. The record is from RefSeq and is a predicted model, not a curated record. Lineage: Eukaryota; Metazoa; Chordata; Aves; Tinamiformes; Tinamidae.
UUUCACAUGAGCCCUAAGCAGAAUCUGGAGUAUGGCUGGCUGGCCUACAUGUUGGGAGACAGAACUAUUAAAAAGUUGGGCAAAAACAGCAAAGUUUUUACAGUGGAGGGCAACUUAUCUUCUGGGAAGGGCAAACUUGCACAACAAAUAGCAGAAAAAUUAGGAAUGAAAUAUUUCCCAGAAGCAGAUAUCCAUUACCUAAACAGAAUCACAGGAGAUGGCACGCUGCUGGAUGAGAAGUUCAAUGGCUUUUGUAACCUCGAGAGGUUUUACAACGAUCCCAAAUGUCCCGACGGGCACUCUUACCGACUGCAGGCUUGGCUGUAUGGUAACCGUGUCUUGCAGUACGCCGAUGCGCUGGAGCAUUUGCUGAGCACAGGACAAGGGGUGGUGCUGGAGCGCUCUCCCUAUAGUGAUUUUGUGUUUUUGGACGCGAUGUUUAAGGAAGGCUACAUCCACAAACGAUGUCUUGAUCACUACAAGCAGAUCAAAGAAAUAAGCAUCUGUGAAUUUCUGCCGCCUCACUUGGUCAUUUAUAUAGAUGUGCCUGCUUCAGAGGUACAGAAAAAGAUUCAAGAGAAAGGAGAGACAUACGAAAAAAAGGUGUCUACUGCUUAUCUCCAGCACAUUGAAGAUUCAUACAAGAAAACUUUCCUACCAGAGAUCAGUGAGACCAGUGAAAUUUUGCAGUACACCUCAAGUGAGAUAGAAGAUGUGGAGAAGGUGAUUGAAGAUAUUGAGUACCUGAAAUUUGAGAAGGGGCCCUGGCUGGAGCAGGAUGAUGUUUCUUUCCAUAAUUUAAGACUUCAUGUUCAGGACAAGACUGGAUUACUAGAUCUUGUAGCCGUCCCUAUCUACAUUCCCGAAGUAACAAUUGGAGGCACGGAGUUUGAUAAAAUCUAUCAUGAGUAUCGAUCG